UUCCCUCUUUAAUCUUUUAUGACCUUUCGUACAUUUGUAUUUCUUCCUUCAUGUCUUCUUCUCUUAGAAUUGGUGCCCUAGAAAAUCAACUUUUCCAGAACUCUAGUGCUUCUUGCCUUCGAUAGUGUGUCUUCCUCCUUCCGGUGUGCCGUGCGUCUUCCAGGACUACGGUUGCCUUUUCGUUCCACCGAUUCGGUAUCCGUAGUCUUUGCUCAAGGAUCCAACACCAGAGGUUUGGUGUCUCUUCGGAAAGGCAUAGAGGGAGAAUAAUAUGUAGAUACAAUGCUUUAGUAACCAAAGGGACUGAGAGUAUGCAGGUCUACUAAGGCAGCAAGUAUGGUAUAGCAUGAGAAAAUUCUCAUCAAUAUCUUCACUUCCAUUAAGAUACACCAGAGUUUCAGUUGAUCAAACAACAUCGCAUCUUCAGACCAGAAAACACUACGAUCUCAUGGAGGAAUUAUGGGGUCGAGCAACAGGUGGUAGUGUGUGCGCAACACGUCAAGAACAACGUCAACACCAGCAACAAAAGUUAGAGGUUGAUCUUAAUUAUCAAAUGGAGUACAUACCAGAGUCACCUUUCUAUGAAAGAGGUACUUAUUCGACUUCACUAUCACCAUCAGGUAUGGAUGAGCAUAGUCCUGGGCCUACUCAACCUGUGACAUCUAUUCCAUCGUGUGAGACUUCGACAUCACGAGGCUCAAAACGAAAAGCACCAAUGGUUGAUUUGAUGGACUCCCAGUUCGAGAAGCUCAUUACAAAACUAGACGAGUUAAUGAAUGUUCUGAGAUCGAGUAACUCUCAUUUUGAAAAAAUAUUAUCCAUAAUGGAACGACUGGGAAGUGCCAUUGAGGAGCAAAAUGAUAUUAUUGAGAAGCAAAAUUAUAUUAUGCGUCGCAGGUCAACUUUCCAAUACUCAGAAAGUGACGUAUGGGAGAUGCUAGCUGGCAUGAACAUACAAGAAGAAUCUAUUAUGGAACAUUAUUAUGAUUUUCUCUGCACAAAUCCUGUCUAUACCAAACGGCUGAUGGGUUUGCCUCCAAAUCUUCGUUGGAAUAAGCUAAUUGAGAUGAUGAUGGGGAGUGUUUGACCCUUUUGUUUAUAAUUCAUUACUAUGUUUGUUUUAUUCAUGUAUGAAACACUUUUAUCGCUUACUAUGUUAAUGACUUUAAUUACACCAUAUUUGCAUAAUCUUUU
This is a messenger RNA of Vigna umbellata (rice bean), 1194 nucleotides long. RefSeq lists its product as uncharacterized. NCBI's taxonomy places the organism in Eukaryota, Viridiplantae, Streptophyta, Magnoliopsida, Fabales, Fabaceae. The record is from RefSeq and is a predicted model, not a curated record.